Anas platyrhynchos (mallard) is the source of this 4217-nucleotide messenger RNA. It is a transcript of the gene C7H2orf69, whose product is annotated as chromosome 7 C2orf69 homolog. Gene Ontology annotation, cellular component: mitochondrion. Lineage: Eukaryota; Metazoa; Chordata; Aves; Anseriformes; Anatidae. The record is from RefSeq and is a predicted model, not a curated record.
CGCUCCUGUGGAAGGCUGCGGUGCAGCCGCCGUGCCGCUGGCUCCCUGAGGGGGCGCUGGGCAGUGCCGAGGGGGCGGCGCGCAAGCGCGGCGCGGGGCCGGGCGGUGCCGUGGGCGGCCGUGAGGCGGCGGCUCCAUGAACGGCAGCCGCCGGGCGCUCGUUGCCUCCCUGCUGCGGGGGCUCCUCGGCCCCGCCGCCCUCAGCCUGGGCAGGAGCAUGAGCCUCUGCGAGGCGCCGGCUGCGGGCGGCACCGGCACCGAGCCUAGCGGCUUCUCCUCGUCCUCGGCGCGGCUGAGCCCACCGUGGCUGCGGCUGCCCGAGGUGCCGGGCGCGGAGCCGCAGCGGGCCAACGAGCUGCUGCUCUUGCUGCCGCCGGCCCCGCGCGGCCCGGCCGCGCCUCAGCAUCACGUCGUGUACUUCCCGGGGGACGUGCAGAACUAUUAUGACAUCAUGUCUUGCCACCCAGAAAACUUUCAGUGGGAGCAUUGGAGCUUUGAAAAUGUUGCUACCAUACUUGCUCGCCGAUUCCCUAAUAGCUUUAUUUGGGUCGUGAAGUGUUCUCGAAUGCACCUGCACAAAUUCAGUUGUUAUGACAACUUUGUGGCUAGCAACAUGUUUGGAGCACCAGAGCACAGCACUGACUUUGGAGCCUUCAAGCAUCUCCAUGCAUUGCUAGUUAAUGCAUUCAGGUUCUCUCAGAAUAUUCUGCUGUCCCAGAAAACCGUGCAUGGUUUCAGAAAGGAUGCAAAAAUAUCUGCUUGUAAAUCACAGCCGCAGUCUCCACCUACAGCAAAUGGCUGCUCAUCCACAGAAAGAGAGAGAGAUUGUGAAUGCUCUAAUAAUUCUGCUAUGGACUUCGUUAUGCCAUCUGCUGUAGGCGCUGUGUCAUUUACUUUGAUUGGCUUCAGUAAAGGUUGUGUGGUUUUGAAUCAGCUGCUUUAUGAGCUGAAGGAAGCUAAAAAAGACAAGAAUACAGAUGCCUUUGUAAAAAACAUAAAAGCAAUUUACUGGUUGGAUGGCGGUCACUCGGGAGGAAGCAAUACUUGGGUUACUUACCCUGAAGUGCUGAAAGAACUUGCACAGACAGGAAUUGAAGUUCACACUCAUGUUACUCCAUACCAAGUGUUUGACACAAUGAGGUCAUGGAUUGGGAGAGAGCAUGAGAAAUUUGUACAGAUACUUGAAGAACUUGGUGUGGAAAUAAAUGAUCAAAUACAUUUUGCUGAUGAAGUUCCCUCCUUGGAUAACCAUUUCAGAGUUCAUGAAGUAUUUUGAGACUGUAUCUGAGUAGUACAUUCAUUGCAAAAGCACUUUUGACACUAAGUCCUGACAUCUAGAUUUACAACUUUGAGCUUUCUGAAGAGAAUACUAAAUCAGUCCUGAGUUACUAAUGGAUACUAUACGUGCAUUUCAAUAGCUUAAAAAGGAGGCCCCCUACCUGCAGGAGAUGUCAUUUGAUUCCUGGAAGGAAAAAAAAGAAGUUAUGAUUACCAUUAUGAUCAUGAUGAUUAUUGAUGAUCAUUAUGAUUAUGAUCAUCAAGUUAUCAUUCUAUAUGUUUUGUGUUACGUGUGAGCAUUUGUUGUCGAAAUGUUGACAGAAUUUUUAGUCCUGGAUGUCCAAAGUUGUAUACUGCUUCUAAUGGGAGUUUUAAGUGCUCAAGACCUUCAAUUGUCUGGAUGCUUCAGUUUAGUAGCUUCCAGGGCUGAAAAUUUUGGUCUGUCAAUAGCAGGUACAGCAUUAGUUUUUCAGUAUAAGGAUAGUGGUGACUGUUAUCGUAGUCUUAGGUAUGUAUUUUGGUGAAAAGUGCUUUCAAUAGUUAAUUAGAUCUUCCAGUUUUGCAGCAUUUCUCCUAACUGAAACAAAAUCUCAAGUAUUUACCUUUGGAAUAAUUGUGCCAACCUGUUUUUCUUCUUUAUGAGCGCUUUGCCUUUUCUGUGGCUAUACAGUUUCCUUAACUCAUUGCCUAGCAUUUUCUAGUGAAUAGCCAGUUUGCCUGGGGAGCUUGAAAAUUUUGACACAAUUGUGUCAAGUGACCACGAAUGUUCAUAAGGGUGUAGUCUUAUCGCUGUUUCAACAUACUUUGCUAUUGCUUUGACUAUCUUCUAUAAGGACCAGCAGAAAUAUCUGCAUUUUCAACUCAAGACGUCUCUUUAUCCCUUCUGACCUUGGAUGGGUGAGGUUUUUCUUCCAAAUUGCAGCAUUGGUGUUCAUCUAAAUCUGGCCAUAAGUACAUGAUGAGAAGUUGCAUAAAAAAUAUUAGACUGUGUUGACUGUAGCUGUUUAAUAAUGCUCCCAUUUCUAGAACUGUUCUCUCCUUUAGAUGUACUGCAGUAACUGUUAAUACAGCCACCCAAAAAAUCUAUUUUCAGAGCUCAGUGCUCAAUAGAGAAAACAAACAAAAACUCAACAACUCUAAUUAAAUACAGAGGUAGACAAAUCAGAUGGAAAACAUGUAAUCUCUUUCAGGCCCCAAACCUGGAAGUUCUUCAGAAAAAGAAACUACUGAAAGAUGGACACAUGGGGAUAUUACAACUUUUCUACUGUCGUAACUUUUUCCAUUUAUCUACAAAUAAAUCCUAGGGAGUCCCUUGCAUAACAACUGCAGCUUUCAACAAUAAACCUGUAGCUUAAAAUGGUUCUGGAUUUUCUGGAAGCACAGAAAUACAAAAGCAAGUUAGCAAAGCACUGUGAAGAUCACACAAACAAAUGCAUCUAAAUUCUGAAAAAAAAUGUAUUAUACUCAGCUUUGUUCCUGUGUUUGACUGUUUAGCAAAACAUUCCCUGUAUUUUUUGCUGCUUUUUACUCUUACGCUGUGAAAGGAAGGAUGGACCUGUGUCAUCUUUCCUCUGUUAGCAUCCUUUAAAUAUAUAGGGUUCACUGGAGAUGGUAUUUUGACAGCUCUUUCAGGGGUAGUGAACAUGUUAAUGACCAUUGAAGAAUGAGAAACGUGUUGAACUCUUAAGAAGGCUUCUUUCUACUGCUUUUGAGUGUAAAAAGAUUAUGCCUACAGUAUGUACCUUACAAUGUAAAAGGGAGCUCUAUCACUAAUAAUUAGACUAUAUGUAACAACUUGAUCAAAAGUGGAAAUAAUCUAUUUUAAUUGAUGGAGAAAAAGAGCAACAUGCAAACCAACGCUAGUAUUUCAUAAAAGAAUCUGAAAUGUAGUUCCAUUCUUUUUUUAAGAACAACAAAAACUUUCUUGGAGAUUUCGUUCAACUCUAUUUACUGAUUACCUACCUUUACUGAUAGUGGGCUUAUAAGAACUUAUCUGUUCUAAGGGAUGCUAUUUCCCUUUAUUUGUCCUCUUGAUAAUGCUUACAGCAUAUGCCAGGACUCUUUCCUGUAAAGGAAAUGUGGAUCGCCUUAGAAAUAGUUUUAUUAGCCUAUACAUGCCUGCAAAUUGCUUGAAAUAUCUUUGAUUAUCCACAAUUAAAUAGAAAUAAAGUAAACAAAUAUACCACUGCUCUUGUUCUCUGACAGUUCAAUUUCAAGAUUUUCAAAAUUAACCAGACUAGUUUGGGUAUGUUAAGACUUGCCCUAUCCAAUGGCAGUGCAGAUCACAGACCAAUUUCAGAACAGUUUAGUGCUAGCCAAAACAGCAGGAGCAGGUUGUUUCAAGCUUUGGAAAACAGUUAUGAAAAUAUUGUCAUCAUCUCCAGAAGUUUCUGAAUGGCUGUCCUAUGAAAAUAAUAUUAAUCUGUUUGAUAGAGGCACCUUACAAUAACUGUUAAAAUCAGCUCAAUUGUUGCUGUAUUCCUUUAAAGAAUAAGUACUUUGUUGUAAAGCUUGUUGCUAAUCUUGUUGUAAGACUUACUGUUGCGGAGGGAAAACUGAUUGUUUUUCACUCUCUUAACAGUUCUAGUUCUGUUGGAACGUGCCUCUAUCAUUCACCAUACUGCAUGCAAAAAUGUUAUGCAACGAUUGUAGAAAAUAAACUAUUUCUAAUGGGCGAAAACAGUGUGAAUGUAAAACAAUUAAACAAGGAAUGUGCAGUUAAGUUCUCUGUGUUAUGCUUUAUCAGGUGUUUGUGGAGACCUAGUUCAAAAAAUGAUAUAUUUGGUAGCAUCUUUUUUUCAAGGCAGGCUUUGUAUUAGUGUAGUUGGCAUCUAUAAUUCUCAAAGAGCUUCCUGGGAUCUUGUAUACAUGGGAAAGCCAGUGUGAAGUACCCAAGGAUGUGAACAUUUCUAUGUUGGGAUGAAAUGGGUCAUAGUUUG